AUGUCACCUCGAUCAGACUAUGGUGAUAUCGCCUUGAGCGGCCGUGGUUCUAGCGUGGAGAAAAAACGGCAGAGGGCAAGUCGUGCCUGCGAUAGUUGCAAAGCGAAGAAGAGCCGCUGCUCAGGUACUCAGCCAUGUGGACCCUGCUCAUUGAUGGAACUCGAAUGUCAAUUCACUGCACCAUAUACCAGAGGCAUCCCAAAGACACCUCCUGCAGGCGAUUUCAACUGGAUAAGGUCACCCCAGAGUCCUAAAAGACGAAAAUCAAAUGCACAAUCAAUUGACAGUACCUUGUCGCCGGCUGGCCCUCAUUCUUCGGACACUUCUCACUCCAUCUCUCCAUGUGUAGAGUCAAUCUCAGAUGUGACACCUCAACUACAGGAGACUGAAGAACAUACGGAAACCCCAUCAGAGCAAGAGACAGGUGAGCAGGUGCUCAUGAGCGAUGAACAAGGCCAUUUUGUCGGGACUUCCUCCAAUGUCUCAUUCUUUGUACGCUUACGGAAACGACUACAGAAGAGAGCCAACAAGGUCGUGCCGACCUCAAUCUUCACAUUCGGGGAUGCGGCUUUGCCCGACUUUGACUCCCUUUCGUUCGUCUUUCCACCACGCGAGAUCGCUAUCGAGCUUGUCGACAAGUACUUCAUAAUUGGUUCUCCAACUUACAGAUUCCUGCAUCGGGGAACAAUAGAGGAAUGGCUGAAUAACGCAUAUUCUCCGAAUCCAAAUCAGAGCUCCGUGACUAGGACCCGAAAUGCGGUGUUGUUGGUGGUAUUCGCCACUGCGACGCGACACUUUACUGAAUCGUACGAUCAGCACAAAUUUCAGGAAGGGUAUGGUUAA
Messenger RNA from Penicillium daleae, 843 nucleotides. Its product is annotated as Glyoxylate reductase. Gene Ontology annotation, molecular function: sequence-specific DNA binding; DNA-binding transcription factor activity, RNA polymerase II-specific; zinc ion binding. Gene Ontology annotation, biological process: positive regulation of transcription by RNA polymerase II. Gene Ontology annotation, cellular component: nucleus. The coding region runs from base 1 to 843 and encodes 280 amino acids. Lineage: Eukaryota; Fungi; Ascomycota; Eurotiomycetes; Eurotiales; Aspergillaceae. The record is from RefSeq and is a predicted model, not a curated record. The transcript has 2 exons.